Messenger RNA from Cyphomyrmex costatus, 993 nucleotides. RefSeq names its product phospholipase A1. The transcript is spliced from 7 exons. NCBI's taxonomy places the organism in Eukaryota, Metazoa, Arthropoda, Insecta, Hymenoptera, Formicidae. Gene Ontology annotation, biological process: lipid catabolic process. Bases 1 to 993 code for a protein of 330 amino acids. The record is from RefSeq and is a predicted model, not a curated record. Gene Ontology annotation, molecular function: lipase activity.
AUGUGUUUAUAUGCCACAAGUGACUUAGGCAUUUUCAAUAACAUAAAUAUUUUUAAAAAUUUAUCAAAUUCUUGUGUCUUCGGCGUUACAUCGGUAUCAAUUGUUUUGUUCACCAGUAAUAUUCCUCAUGGUAAAUUUGUCGAAGUAAACAAAUCCUGCGAUUCUUUCGAUUCAUCAAAAUCAGUCUUCUUCGUAACCCAUGGUUUUCUUGCACAUUCGUACUGGCCUAAUUUUAAUGAGCUUACUUCUUUAUUGUUAGAGAAAGAUUGUACAAUAUUUGUGCUAGAUUGGUCUAACGCAGCAUGCUAUAAUGAUCCUACCAUCAUAAAUCUGUUAGCGUAUCCCUUCGCAGUACGUAACACUCGCGAAGUUGGUGAUUACUUGGCAAGUUAUGUCAAAUCAGUGAUGAAUGUGUGCAAUGUCCCGUUGAAGAAGAUCACACUUAUAGGUCACAGUCUUGGCGCGCAUAUAAGCAGUUUCGCCGCGAAAAACCUGCAGAAAUCAAAUUACGGUAAGAUUCCGUUACUCAUCGGUACUGAUCCCGCGGGUCCCUCAUUCAUGUUUCGAGAUUGCGAAGACAGAUUUUGUAAGACGGACGCCAAACGUGUAGUAGCUCUUCACUCAUCAUUCAUUUUCGGAAUACAAAAAUCUAUAGCUCACCUCGAUUUAUGGUUCAAUAAUGGCAAUUCUCAACCAGCUUGCCAUUUUCUUGAGUUUAAUUGCUCGCAUAAUAUAGCUGUUGAUUAUCUGGCUCAUACGCUAUUAGAUAAUUGUGUGUAUGUUGGCGUUCCUAUAUCAUCUAGAACAUUCCCGUUUUUAAAUGUUAUGCCUGGUUGCUCUUCCAAUAUUACCAAAUAUAUUGUGGUGAAUAGCAAUUUAUUUAACGAUAGCUAUUCUAUAAUCGGAGAUUACUGUGUAUCUGUUACAUCGAAAUAUCCCUAUUGCAAGAAGAAAGAAAAACUCUACGAAGGAAAAGAUCUACGUAUAUUAUAA